Messenger RNA from Thlaspi arvense, 900 nucleotides. Lineage: Eukaryota; Viridiplantae; Streptophyta; Magnoliopsida; Brassicales; Brassicaceae. The record is from the annotation of a GenBank genome assembly.
AUGGACAAGUCACCUUCGAAUCUUGAAGCGUCUCGUAAGAUCAGAACAAAGACGAAAAAACCCAAAUUUCUCAGUCUCAAGCUCGAACUCAGCACUUCUCACGAGAUCAGCGAGAUUCCCGGAACCACGAAGAGCAAGAAGAAGAGCCAAAAAAAUCCAUCGAAACAGAGCAAUACGAAAGGAGCUGACACGGCGCCGUUUAAGGAAAAGAAGAGAGCGGAGACUCUUGGAGGAGAGAAAGAAGACGAGCAAUACGACACCGUUGCAGCUUACCUCUUCAAUUCCGCCACCGACAGCACAAUUUCUUCGAUCGACGACCUCCUCCCUUCCUCCGCCGCCGAUGUCGAUUGCACCGGAGGAAGGAAUCUGUCUCCGUACGAUCCUCAGGAGCACGGAUCGUCCUCGUCUUCGCUUUUAAGAACGGCGAUGAGGAAAGGAGCAAGCGAGGAGGAGGAGACGACGGAGGAGCGGUGGGUUAGUUAUUCGGAGGUUGUGGAGGAGGUGAUGAGUCGGAGCGGAACUCCACGGUGUUGCGGCGGAGACGGGAACGAUGGACGGCCUUCGCUGGCUCUGAAGCUUGAUUAUGAGCAGAUCAUGGAAGCUUGGUCGGAUAAAGGUACGCUUUAUGUCGACGGAGAACCGCCGCAGACUGUGCCGGACUUGCAUGCUUCUGCUGAUGUGUUUACCGACGGUGGAGAGGCGGGGAGUUUAUGGGCAGUGCCGGAGAUGGAGACGACGGAGAGGUUAUGGAGAGGGCAUAGAGAAGCGAGCUUGCUCCGGUAUAAAGAGAAACGGCAAAACCGCCUUUUCUCUAAGCGGAUUCGAUACCAAGUUCGUAAACUCAACGCUGAGAAACGUCCUCGUAUUAAAGGCCGGUUUGUGAAGAGAGACGACUCGUAA